Messenger RNA from Prorocentrum cordatum, 755 nucleotides. NCBI's taxonomy places the organism in Eukaryota, Dinophyceae, Prorocentrales, Prorocentraceae. The record is from the annotation of a GenBank genome assembly.
AGCCAUGUUUGGCUCAAGUCAUUUUGGCUCGAGAAAUGUUCAGUCCAAGGUAUUUUUGGCUCAAGCCGUGAUGCCUUGUCUUUUCGGAUGCUGGACAUCGAUCGAGGGUCUCGAGAAGGCGCUAUUUCCCUCGAAGCGUCGAUCAAGAACUGUGGUCGGACAAAGCAAUGGAGCGCAGCACUGCGGUUGCUCCGCGAAGGAAUUCGACUAGGUGUGCAGCUCGCCCCAGGCCAUUACAUUGCGACUGUCUGCGCAUGCAGAAAAGGCGGGCUGUGGCAACACGCGCUGUCGGUACUGAUCGAGAUGUGGGAGGCGAAAGUGGAGCGCAACUCAGCUACAGUGCUGGGAUCAGUGCGUGCGAGAAGGGCGAGCAGUGGCAGCGGGCCUUGGCGCUGCUGAGCGAGAUGUGGGAGGCGAAGCUUGAGCCCAACGUCAUCAGCUACAGCGCUGGGAUCAGCGCGUGCGAGAAGGGCGAGCAGUGGCAGGCGGCCCUGGCGCUGCUGAGCGAGAUGUGUGAGGCGAAGCUGGAGCCAAGCGUCAUCAGCUACAGUGCUGGGCUCAGUGCGUGCGAGAAGGGCGAGCAGUGAUGUGUGAGGCAAAGCUUGAACCCGACGUCAUCAGCUACAGUGCUGGCAUCAGUGCGUGCGAGAAGGGCGAGCAGUGGCAGCGGGCCCUGGCGCUGCUGAGCGAAAUGCGGGAGGCAAUUCUUGAGCCCAACGUCAUUAGCUACAGUGCUGGGAUCAGUGCGUGCGAGA